AUGCCAAUUCCGUCAUAUAAAGUGAACCCGGAGAAAGACGGAAAAAAAAAAAAAAGGUGGGAUGACGAUAGACGGAGGAGGAGGAGGGAAGGAGGAAGGGAAAACACAGCAUCCGAAAGCCUUAAAAAUAUUUUCAUACUUCCAGUGAGGAGGCAGUAA
Pediculus humanus corporis (human body louse) is the source of this 159-nucleotide messenger RNA. RefSeq lists its product as uncharacterized. The coding region runs from base 1 to 159 and encodes 52 amino acids. The record is from RefSeq and is a predicted model, not a curated record. Lineage: Eukaryota; Metazoa; Arthropoda; Insecta; Psocodea; Pediculidae. The transcript is spliced from 2 exons.